AUGGCCGCCACCUCCUCCUCCACCUCCACCUCAGAGGAAGCCCCCGCUGACGGCGUAGAGCAGGAGCCUCCGGCCAAACAGCAAAGCCGACGCACGGAACACGAACAAGGGCCGUGUGCUGCGGAAGUGGAGCAGCCCGAGAGCGCACGAGCCCAAACCGAGGCCACCGGUGAGCACGAGCCCGCGGCUGAAGCAGAGAAGGCCGCAAAGGAACCAGUGACACCCGGGCAAGCACCUGGAGCGGACACCCCCUCCCCGGAGCCAAAGCACCGCGAAGCAGAGCCACUGGUUCGCCCUGCGGAGAGGAACAAUGACAGUCCCGACGCGAAAGAAGCUAAAGAGGAGCCAGGAGGAGAGGAGAUGGAGUGUGACAAGAGCAAAGCGGAGGACGCAGAGAAGUCCAGCAGCGCGGGCGGAGAGAUGGCUGACAAGAGACGGCCAAGUGUGGAGAUCUCCUCAUCAGACGGAGAACCGCUCAGCAGAAUGGACUCCGAGGACAGUAUUAGCAGUACUUUGAUGGAGAUGGAGAGCACAGUGUCCAGUGGGCGCUCCACCCCUGCCAUGAUGAACGGCCAGGGCAGCGCUGGUUUGUCUGGGCCUAAGAACGUGGCUUACCCGUGUUGCUGGGACCUCUGCCCGCAAUACUUCAACUCCAGCCCGGACCUGGCCGAGCACAUCCGGGGUAUCCACGUGGAUGGACAAAGAGGAGGGGUGUUUGUCUGUUUGUGGAAAGGCUGUAAAGUCUACAACACGCCCUCCACCAGUCAGAGCUGGCUCCAGAGACACAUGCUGACCCACAGCGGUGAUAAACCCUUCAAGUGUGUGGUAGGUGGCUGCACUGCCAGUUUUGCGUCCCAAGGGGGAUUGGCACGACACGUUCCAAGUCACUUCAGCCAGCAGAGUUCCUCCAAACUGUCCAGUCAGGCCAAACUCAAGGAGGAGUCUCCUUCAAAAGCAGGUCUCAACAAGAGGAAGAAACUCAAGAACAAGCGCAGGUGCUCUCUACCUCGUCCCCACGACUUCUUUGACGCCCAAACGAUGGACACUAUCCGUCACAGAGCCAUCUGUCUAAACCUUGCAACCCACAUUGAGAGUGUGGGCAACGGCCACAGUGUGGUCUUCCACAGCUCAGUGCUCGCCAAGAGGAAAGAGGGCACUGGGAAAGUCAAGGUCCUCCUGCAUUGGACACCUGAAGACAUAUUACCUGACGUGUGGGUAAACGAGACGGAGCAGAUGCAGCUGAAGACUAAAGUGGUGCACUUAUCCCAGUUACCGCAGGACACAGCCAUGCAGCUAGACCCCAACAUCUACAGAGCUCUUCCACAAAAACGACUGAAGCGUAGAGUUGCAUUGGCACAAUCCCUCCAACUGAAGCACCACUCUAGAACAUGA
Knipowitschia caucasica is the source of this 1392-nucleotide messenger RNA. NCBI's taxonomy places the organism in Eukaryota, Metazoa, Chordata, Actinopteri, Gobiiformes, Gobiidae. The record is from the annotation of a GenBank genome assembly.